Messenger RNA from Cornus florida, 1625 nucleotides. RefSeq names its product protoheme IX farnesyltransferase, mitochondrial. The record is from RefSeq and is a predicted model, not a curated record. The transcript is spliced from 7 exons. Gene Ontology annotation, cellular component: membrane; mitochondrion. Gene Ontology annotation, biological process: heme biosynthetic process. Bases 119 to 1474 code for a protein of 451 amino acids. Lineage: Eukaryota; Viridiplantae; Streptophyta; Magnoliopsida; Cornales; Cornaceae. Gene Ontology annotation, molecular function: protoheme IX farnesyltransferase activity.
CAUUUUCCUUUUUAUUUCCUAUAUUUCUCAGCUGAAUUUUCAUCUUCCCUGACAUUCUCUCAUCGCCAACACCGUCACGGACCGAACUCUCUCUCUUCCGACUUGCCCUUGACUCGCCAUGUGGAGAAACUCACUGAGUUUCUCUUCCAAACUCGUCACCUCCUCAAAUGCCAACCCUAGACCUACUCAUCUUCUCUCGGGCAUUUUCACUGUUAACCAUGUCUCCGAAAGAUCAGUUACCCAGUCUCGGUUCUAUUCCGCGAGUUCACCUUCCUCUUCUGAUUCACUGAAAUUAGGGUUCCAGAGAUUGGAUCGGACUCGAGCUGGAUUCGCCUCUACAGCCGCCUUCGUUGAGCCCUCCGCCGCGGCGGCGGCGUCGGUUGCGUCGGUGUCGAAGGCCAAGGAUAUCGUGGACCUAGCUCGGCAUUAUGGGCGGUGUUAUUGGGAGCUCUCGAAAGCUCGUCUCAGCAUGCUAGUAGUUGCUACAUCUGGGGCCGGAUUUGUUCUUGGGAGUGGCAAUGCCAUUGAUUUUGCUGGUCUCUGUUGCACUUGUGCUGGUACUAUGAUGGUUGCAGCAUCUGCCAACUCCUUAAACCAGGUUUUUGAGAUAAAUAAUGAUGCAAAGAUGAAGAGAACAAUGCAAAGACCACUACCUUCAGGGCGCAUUACCAUACCUCAUGCUGUCACCUGGGCAUCUUCUGUUGGUGUGGCUGGUACUGCUUUAUUGGCAUGCGAGGCUAACAUGUUAGCAGCUGGGCUUGCUGCUUCUAAUCUGAUUCUAUAUGCAUUUGUAUAUACUCCGUUGAAGCAAAUACAUCCAGUAAAUACUUGGGUUGGAGCUGUUGUUGGUGCUAUUCCACCCCUUCUUGGGUGGGUGGCAGCUUCUGGUCAGGUUUCACUUAAUGGACUUAUUCUCCCAGCUGCCCUCUAUUUUUGGCAAAUACCCCAUUUUAUGGCCCUUGCAUACUUGUGCCGCAACGACUAUGCUACUGGAGGGUUUAGAAUGAUCUCUCUUGCCGAUGCUUCUGGUCGGAGAACCUCGUUGGUGGCAUUGAGGAACUGCCUAUAUCUGCUUCCAUUGGGAUACUUGGCCUAUGAUUGGGGUAUAACCUCUGGAUGGUUUUGUCUUGAAUCAACGCUCCUUGCUUUUGCAAUCGGUGCAACAGCAGCGUCAUUCUACCUAAACCGCACAACGAAGAAUGCCAGGAGAAUGUUCCAUGCCAGCCUCCUGUAUCUUCCCAUGUUUAUGUCUGGUCUUCUAUUUCACCGCAUUUCUGGUAGUGAGCAGAUCCUGACAGAAGAAAGUUCAGAGAGGAUUGCCGAGCUCUCAUCUCCCCCAGAAACUCUAAUACAGGAGACAGAAAAUGUCAACUGUCGAAAAAAGGCUGUUGGUGGUCAAGCACGUGCUCCUGUAGCAUACGCUUCUGCUGCACCAUUUCCUUUCUUGCCAGCUCCUUGUUAUGUUUCCUCCUGAUUUACAUUUUUAAAUUUAUAUCUACCUUUAAUAAAGUCGUGGAGAGGCGCAACGAGGUUUGCGAUCAUGUUUUUGAGUACUAUAUGGUACAUUUUUUGUUCUUCGCAUUGUUCGGGGUUGCAAUAACUGAUGUUAUUGUGGUUGUUGAUUU